Molecule: messenger RNA, 1144 nt
Organism: Mus caroli (Ryukyu mouse)
Lineage: Eukaryota; Metazoa; Chordata; Mammalia; Rodentia; Muridae
Gene: Ddrgk1
Product: DDRGK domain containing 1
Biological process (GO): cartilage development; protein K69-linked ufmylation; negative regulation of IRE1-mediated unfolded protein response
Molecular function (GO): ubiquitin-like protein ligase binding
Source: RefSeq, a predicted model, not a curated record
CGGACGGUAGUGGGCGGGGCCUGGCGAUCGGAAUCCCGCAGGCGCGCUGGCUACGCUGCCCGGUUGUCGUCAUGGUGGGGCCCUGGGUGUAUCUGGUGGCAGCAGUUUUGCUCAUCGGCCUGAUCCUCUUCCUGACUCGCAGCCGGGGUCGGGCGGCAGCAGCUGACAGAGAACCACUGCACAAUGAGGAAGAGAGGGCAGGAGCAGGCCAGGUAGGCCGCUCUUUGCCUCAGGAGUCUGAAGAACAGAGAACUGGAAGCAGACCCCGGCGUCGGAGGGACUUGGGCAGCCGUCUACAGGCCCAGCGUCGAGCCCAGCGAGUGGCCUGGGAAGAAGGGGAUGAGAAUGAGGGUCAAACUGUUAUUCCAGCCCAGGAGGAAGAAGGCAUUGAGAAGCCAGCAGAAGUUCACCCAACAGGGAAAAUUGGAGCCAAGAAACUACGGAAGCUAGAGGAAAAACAGGCUCGAAAGGCUCAACGAGAGGCAGAGGAGGCUGAACGUGAAGAACGGAAACGCCUAGAGUCCCAACGUGAGGCCGAAUGGAAGAAGGAAGAGGAACGGCUUCGCCUGAAGGAAGAACAGAAGGAGGAGGAAGAGAGGAAGGCUCGGGAGGAGCAGGCCCGGCGGGAGCACGAGGAGUACCUGAAACUGAAGGAGGCCUUCGUGGUAGAAGAAGAAGGUGUUAGCGAGACCAUGACUGAGGAGCAGUCUCACAGCUUCCUGACAGAAUUCAUCAAUUACAUCAAGAAGUCCAAGGUUGUGCUUUUGGAAGAUCUGGCUUUCCAGAUGGGCCUUAGGACUCAGGACGCCAUAAACCGCAUCCAGGACCUGUUGACGGAGGGGACUCUAACAGGUGUGAUUGACGACCGGGGCAAGUUUAUCUACAUAACCCCAGAGGAACUGGCUGCCGUGGCCAAUUUCAUCCGACAGCGGGGCCGGGUGUCCAUCACAGAGCUUGCCCAGGCCAGCAACUCCCUCAUCUCCUGGGGCCAGGACCUCUCUGCCCAGGCUUCAGCCUGACUCCAGUCCUUCCUUGAGUGUAUCCUGUGGCCUACAUGUGUCUUCAUCCUUCUCUAAUGCCAUCUUGGGGCAGGGAUGGAAUAUGACCAGAAAGUUGUGGAUUAAAGGCCUGUGAAUACUGCUGA